Messenger RNA from Xenia sp. Carnegie-2017, 2262 nucleotides. Its product is annotated as myc box-dependent-interacting protein 1-like. The coding region runs from base 247 to 1815 and encodes 522 amino acids. The record is from RefSeq and is a predicted model, not a curated record. NCBI's taxonomy places the organism in Eukaryota, Metazoa, Cnidaria, Anthozoa, Malacalcyonacea, Xeniidae. Gene Ontology annotation, molecular function: protein binding; phospholipid binding. The transcript has 15 exons. Gene Ontology annotation, cellular component: plasma membrane; cytoplasm.
GUAAAACACUGUAUCAAGAGGUACAUCUAAAUAAUUGAUUAUGGUUUAAUGUUUAAUGCUACGAUACGAAGCUUUAAUGAAUCAACCGCGUUUUUCCGUUAUUCCGGAACCGUAAUUCCGCCAUUUUGGGAUUCCUAGAGCGUGUUGACUUAAUAAUUCAUACAGCGUGAGCUUCAUAAGACAUCAAGCAUAACGAGCCUUAUCCAUAAUGUUGUCAGAAUGAUACUUCGCUUUCGUUAAUGCACGAUGGCUGACAAAGGAAAUGGAGAAAAGGCUGGUGAAAAGAGUUUCUUUGCCAGAACAGCAAAAAAUACAACAAAGAAAGCUAAAAGGGCUCAAGAGAAGGUGAAAAGAAAACUCGGCAAAUCUCACGAGACGAAGGAUCAAGCAUUCGAUACCUUUGUGGAUAAUUUCAAUAAACAACAGGAUGCUGUGCAAAGAUUACAAAAAGAACUAAAAAAUUACAUUAACUGUCUUAAAGCCAUGUUAAAUGCCAAUCAACUAUUUGCGGAGGCAGUCAAACAGGUGUAUGAGCCAGAAUGGUCUGGUAGGAAAAAGUUUGUGGACCUUUUGGAUUCCCUUGAUCACAGUUGGACUAAAUUGGUGCAUCAAAUCCAGAAUGAUGUUCUUGAUCCCUUGACUUCAUACCAAAUGCAGUUUCCUGAAACUAAGAAUCGCAUUGCCAAACGAAGUCGUAAAGUCGUUGAUUACGAUAGGUAUCGCCAUCAUUUAGAGACGCUGAAAACGAAAGGUGGCAAAACUGGGGAUCCCAAGAAAAUAUCACAGGCUGAAGAAGAGUAUAAUCAAGCAAAGAAUGCAUACCUUCAACUUCAUUCCGAUCUUUACGAGGAGCUGCCAGCCCUAUAUGACAGUCGUAUUUCUUUCUAUAUUUCUUCAUUUCAAUCCAUAUUCACGGCUGAAGGAGUAUUUCAUCGGGAGAUGACAAAGAUGAAAACAGAGAUGAAUGAUCUUUUGGAUGUAUUAGCAAAGGAAACUUCGGAUGGACUCUACUCAACACGUCGACCAUUAAGUGUUGUUAGCAAUGCGUCAUCUGAUGGUGACAGCUCGUCGGAAAGUAAACCGUCGAAACUUGAACUUACAGAUGAAAAUUCUGAAAAUGAGACAUCAGAAAAUGAUGAAGUCCACGAUGUAGUUGGUCAUUCAAAUGAUGAACAUACUGAAAAGGAGAAAUUGAAACGUAAUCCACCUCCUCGACCUCCUCCUGUUGAGAAAAAAGACCACGUUGACGAAACUGUUUCGAGCAGAAAAACAUCUGACGAUGCUGAAAAGUGCGACAGCAAUGAUUCUAUAGAUACAAUAAAGGAUAUCCAAGGUUUACAUGAGACGAAAUUUGAAGCUUCAAAUGAAGAUAAAUCAACUGAAAUCGCUACGGAAACCGUAGAAGAAGACAAUAGUGUGAAUGAUACGAACAAAGAUGAAGUAGAUGGGAAGCAAGAAGUUAAGGGUGAGGAUAAUGUCCAAGAAGAAAGCAACGCUGGAGAAAAGGAUAAACCCGAUGAAACAGAUGGCAUAAGAGACGUCGAUAAAGAGAAGGGUACUGACGACGUAAACGAGGAUAUGAAUAAGACAUCUAUCGAUCAUAGCUCGUUGCCAUAUUUGUAUAAGGUAGAGGUGACCCAUCCUUACACUGGUGAGGACGAUGAUGAACUUACACUUGAAAAAGGAGAUAUUAUUCAAGUAAUACCUUAUAGCGAGUCAGAUGAUCCGGAUGAUGGAUGGUUGCUUGGAAGAUUGGAAAGUACUGGUGAGAAGGGUGUUUUCCCUGAAAACUUUACGAAACGAUUGGAAAAAUGAAAUUGCUUUUCUUGUGAACUUGUAACCAUUGAAUGCUUCACAUAUCUGUGAUUUUGGAUUAUUUAAAGACGAAAUGUCGUAUAGUUUAUUAAAAAAAUAUUGCAUUUUCAUGGUCUUAGCGAUUAAAUUUACGAAAAUUGCGUCAAACAAUGCAAGCAAUACUGUUUUUCUUUCAAUAAAGCAAUUUUUAAGGUAUAAUUUUGUCAUUUUGAACAGUAAGGCCAUGGAUAUGAAUUUUUCUCUGUUGAAAUGUAUACGUGCACGUAUGUAUGAGCUUGUAUGUUUUGUAUUUUUUGAACAUUACAUUUAUUUAAUGUUGCCAAUAGUCGCAAGUGCAUGUUUUUAGAAAAAAGAUAAAAUUUUCAUAAAUUCUGUGAUGUUAACUGGUAGAUUUUUCAAAUUAAUAAAAUUUUAAAAAAAUUUGAACAUUAAAUGAGUUCUGCUGUA